Messenger RNA from Lytechinus pictus (painted urchin), 3428 nucleotides. Its product is annotated as cholinesterase 1-like. The coding region runs from base 230 to 2047 and encodes 605 amino acids. Lineage: Eukaryota; Metazoa; Echinodermata; Echinoidea; Temnopleuroida; Toxopneustidae. The transcript has 10 exons. The record is from RefSeq and is a predicted model, not a curated record.
UUUAUUUAUCAUGAUUACAAUUGUGUCAAAAGGAAGGAAGUUCUAAAUCCCAGGGUAUACGACCUAUAUGUUCAGGGCUUCAGGCAAUAAUAGUACAAGCAAAUGGGCGUGUACACCCCAAUCCUUGGUUUUAUAAGAGGAAAUUAGCUACCAUAUUACCAUCAUAUAGUGUGUUCGAGCUUUCUUACCAUCAUUUUCACUCCGGUCAACUGCGACGGCAAAGAAGACAAUGGAGCAUCUCAUCUUUUGUCUAUGUGCCAUCCUGGCUUUACAAGCUAGGAGCGAGCCAGUACCAACUGGGCCAAUGAUCAAUGUCAACGAGGGUACCCUACAAGGAUUUACAGCUCGUUAUCAAGAAGACACCCAGCUUCAAGUUGACAAGCAAAUUGAUGUAUUUUUGGGGGUGCCAUUCGCUGAUCCUCCUGUAAGAUUUGCGGCUCCAGAACCCAAAACCCCAUGGACCGGGGUGUAUGACGCCACUGCAUUCAAACCAGCCUGUCAACAAGCACCAUCACCUAUCUACCCUGAUCAAAGUGAGGACUGUCUCUACCUCAAUGUAUAUGCACCAAGUCCUAAGCCGUCUAAAGCUGCCGUAAUGGUAUGGAUCCAUGGAGGUGGUUUUUCGGAAGGAUCUAUCAUGUCAGUCGGCUUCUCAGGUGGACCUAUCGUGAGCGUUGGAGAUGUCAUCCUCGUUACCAUCAGUUAUCGGCUUUCUAUAUUUGCAACCUUCACAACCAAGGAUGAGGCUGCCCCUGGAAACGUUGGUAUGCUCGAUCAAGUUGCUGCACUCAAAUGGGUGUACGAGAAUAUCGAAGCAUUUGGUGGUGACAAGAAAAGGAUAACCUUGGUCGGAGAGAGUGCCGGAGCCGCCAGUGUGAGCUUCCAUUUACUCUCCCAGCUGAGCAGGGAUUAUUUCACUCAGGCUAUACUGCAAAGUGGAUCCUCUCUUGCACAUUGGGCUUACAGAGACGAUGAUGAAUCUGAAAUGGCAAAGGUGGAGAGCCUUGCAUCAGCAAUGAACUGUGAGGCGAAGAACUCUACAGCUUUGGUUGAGUGUCUAAGGUCUAAAGAUGCAGAAGAAUUAAGAUUAGCAUCAAGCACGGUUUACACUGAACAUUACGUAGUCGUCGAUGGUAACUUUUUAGAAGCCAGUCCCCCCGAGCUCUACAAAAGGGAUGAUUUUAAGAAACUUCCGAUGAUGGCAGGCUUCACAAAAGACGAAGCAUCUUUCUAUGCCCUUUUUGAUUUCAUUCCUGAACCCCCUAUCUCUGGGAAAGUCUUUACGGAGCUAAUAGCUGGCACCCUCCAAGAAAUUGGUAUUGACGGAGAAGACGUCGUGGGUGUGGUUUUGCAAGAAUACGUUGAUUGGACUAUUGCCGAUGAUCCAGAAGCAGACUACUUCCAAGCCAUCGUCGACUUCUUUACUGAUACACAUUACGCCUGCCCAGCGGAUGGGGAGCUCAGGUUUCAUGCCGAUGAGGGUAGUCCUCUGUUCGAGUACUACUUCACCCAUGUUCCUAGUCAGAGUAUUUUCACUAUCGGACAGGAAGCCGUACCUUGGCUUGGAGCUGGUCAUGCAGAGGAUAUCCCGCUUGUCUUUGGUUGGCCAUUCAUAGAAGAAAUUGUAACAUAUGUUGGGUUUAACCUCACAGCCGAAGAAAAGGAACUCUCUCAUAAAAUCAUACAGUUCUGGACCAACUUUGCAAAAUCUGGUGACCCAAGCAAAGCUUCCGAAAAUGCUGCCCCUGGUGAAAAUGAAUACAGUUGGCCGGCCUUUGAAGUUCCUGGUCUCCGUUAUAAGGAAUUAUCAACAGAGCUUGGAGAAGGCAGAGCCAUAAAGGCUAGGAAAUGUGCUUUUUGGAGAGAAUACUUCCCUGAGGUCUUGAGUACUUUAGGGACGCCAGACGCUGAAGAUGAUGACGAAGAGAAUUUGGAUGAGCCAGGAUCGCAAGAAGUAUUGGCAGAGUAUCGAGAACUCUUAGGGGAAUGGCGACGAGAGUUUCAAGCAUAUAUGCAACGCAGGGGCAACCGCUGUCCUGCAGAAUAACAAGGCUUUUUAAUAUCUUUUAAGCCUGUUGAUUGAUUUGAUAUCUAUUUUGCAAUAGAGAAUUAGAGGAUAAGUUAUAUGGUUAUAUAAAAAAGCUCUUGAUAAAUUAUCUACAAAAUAGGCAAUGUCAUGGAUAAUAUCUGUUUGGCGCAAACAGUUUUGUAGUCUUCAUGAAACAACUUAGUUUUGCGUAAUAAUAUUGUGACAAGCUAUAUUUUACAGGCCUCUUUUCAGUUUAAGAUAUUUGAAACAUGAAUAUGCAUACAUUGUUCAUUAUUAUCUAUUCAAUGAUAACUAACAUCCGAUAAAUGGAAUUUGAAUACAGCUCGAUAUUUUGAAGGUCUGUAGUCUGAAAUUUCAUUAAUCCAAUUAAGGUUAUUACAUUCCGAUGGUUCGUUAUUCCGAAAUACGAAAUAAGGUUCGCUAACAAUUAUAUAUAGGGCCUAAUUAAAAAAUGGAAUUAGCUUCGCAAUGUUUGGUACUUAACGUACCUUAUUUUUUAUUUGAUUUAUUUUAUUUCCACAUUUCAAAACAAAAACAAAGAAUAUACAAGUAUAAUAUUUUUUUCAAUAUUACAUAAUAGGCAAAUAUUUUUUUAAACAUAAUGAAUAAUGCACAUAAAUCAUUAUAAAAUAUCAACUGUACUGUGAAAUUAUAUCUAUAUAUACAUUUUCUUUAAUUACUGAACAUAUAUAUAUAGAAAUGUGGGAGACCUCCAUCUUAAGCUUGGAGCUUGAAAGUGAUGGAGGCCUCCAUCUAUCAAACUUUCGUAAAAAUGAGCCCUUAUUUCAUUUCCGGAUUAACGAUUCUUUCUGCAUAACAAACAUCUUUUGAAUCAAUUAUAGCUAUCAAAAUUGUGUUUCAUUGUAACUGAUAUUGGAAAUGUAUUAACAUCAUAGCAAAUUGCAUUAUAAUACAACUACGUUGCACUUUCUAAUCAUUUUGUAUUCUUAGAUAAACUUGGUAAAGGUUAAUCUUCGUAAUUUAUGAAUCAAUUACUAGGAAUAUAAAAUAUCAUACCUAUACGAAGCGAAAAAUAUAUUUAACUUAUAUAAUGCAAUAAUGUCAGUAAUUUAUUGCCAUCCCGGUUUAACAGUUUCAGGUUGAUUUCGUUUUGAAUGAUUAUUCAGUGAAUAUUUAGUAGCCUAUAUUCUCUAGUUGCCACUGAUGCAAAAAAGACACUUCAGUUCUCUGUCUCAAUCUGAAUUCGAAAAUUGCUUUUGCUAUUGUUUAAUUCCACACUAAUAUUUUUGGUUCAUAACGAUAAUAAUGACUGUCCAUUUUUUUUGUUCGCUUUACAACGCGUAAUAUGCGCUUUAAAGCAGUAAACAACUUGUCUUGUUCAAUUCAAAUAAACGUCUAUUUGCUUCCAUUUCACAAA